Molecule: messenger RNA, 3689 nt
Organism: Neodiprion fabricii
Lineage: Eukaryota; Metazoa; Arthropoda; Insecta; Hymenoptera; Diprionidae
Product: angiogenic factor with G patch and FHA domains 1
Exons: 8
Coding region: 534-2132 (532 amino acids)
Molecular function (GO): nucleic acid binding; protein binding
Source: RefSeq, a predicted model, not a curated record
UAUCUUUGAUGUUACGUGACGUGAUCGGUGAGAUAUGGGCACAUCUUGUGUUUGGAAAAGUUUUGGAACACGGUUAAGAGACAAAAACAAUCAUAUGAAAAUCUAUCGCAUUCGAGGCAUUGUUAGGUAUUCCAUGUUUUUUGCAGGGUUGUGCAGUGUUGAAUGAUUGCCCUGACAGUUCGAUUAGAUCAAACCAGCUCGUGUGAUGAAAAAAAUAUACUUCCGAUGAUAUGUACACAAACGAAAUACCGGGUCAUACUAACGUUAUUCAUUGAAACAUGAUUUUUUAUCAGAUCAGUGUUUUUCUUUAAUUACUACCACCUCUUGGUCGCACUCUUAUGUAUAACUUUUAGGUUAUGUUCGUUAUUUCAGUUUAACUUAUUACGAAAGUCGGGUAGUAUAAGCUUAUCAAAUAAUGCAUUUAAGAUUAAUUGAUCGAUCGUAUUUUAUUGACCUUUUCUCAUCCUCUUAUUCAUAUCUUAAAUGAGUGUCCUAAAGUAAACAUGUUUUGACACAUCCCAUUGGGAAGCGCGAUGGAAGUUUGUCAAAGGAACGAUAGUGACGAUGUGACAUCGAUACUAGAUGAGGAUUAUCAAGAUGUCUUGAAGGAUCUUCCGCAAGUAUUGGAUUUCAUACGAAAACUACAAAACCACAUCAGAUGGCAGAAAAAGAAAAUAAACAAACUGCGAAACAAAUUGAAUGGUUGCAAGAAAGGAAAAUUGCAAUCUGCUGAAAAGCUACUCGUCGACUGUGCAACGCAAACGGAAUUAAAAAACGCUGAUCAUAAUUCGGCCACCAGUCAAGACUGGAACUUGAGCAAGUUAGAAAAUGGGGAAAACAUUGUUGAGCAGGUUACAAAAGCGGCUGAAUCUGCUCUACAGCAAACCGGAUUUGUUUAUGAAGAAACGUCCGGCCUUUACUACGAUUAUAACACCGGAUAUUAUUACGAUGCGGAACAAGGACUUUAUUACGAUGGAAACUCAGGGACCUAUUACUGCUACGAUGAAACGAGCAAAACUUACAAGUUUCACAGUCAAACUCAAGUCUCAUCGAGUGAAGUAUCAGUACAGAAAGGGGAAAUUGUGAAAAAGGAGAAGCGAAAAGCCAGGAAGGCAAAUAAGGAUAUGGCGAAAAAGCGAAAAAUUCUUGCAAGUGGGCGCGAGUCGGGUGACGAUGAACACGAAGAGGGUGAAUGUUCUGCCAGUGAUAACAGCCUGAGCACGCAGGAUGUUGCUUCUGAAAUAUCCUCUAGUGACGAGAGCGAAAACGAAGUUGAACAAGAGUUGACCAAAACCUAUCCGCCUUGCAUUAGAAUUAUUGUAAAGGAAACCAGUUUGCCAAAAUUAAAACCUGGUUCCUUAUUUCUUGUCGCUUAUACCGGUGGCUCUAUGGGCAGAGAAGGUGAUCACUCUGUUCUCAUACAAGAUAUCAACAUAAGCAAGCAACACGCAAGAUUCCAGUACGAUGAAAUAAAUAAACGUUACGAAAUCAUUGAUCUGGGCUCAAGAAAUGGGACCAUAUUAAAUGGCAAAAGGUUAUCAGUAGCAAAGCAGGAAUCCGAGCCAUUCGAGAUUGUGCACGGUUCGAUAAUUCAGGUCGGAGGUACGAAGUUACUUUGUCACAUUCACAACGGGCACGAAACCUGUGGUCACUGCGAACCAGGACUCGUCCAGCAAAACGUUAACGCCGAAGGAAGUACAACGAAAAAACAAAACCAGCACAAAUCUGAACUCAGAAGAUUGAAGUAUAAAUUUGGCGUUGAGAAAAACAACGUCAAGACAUCGAGUCAAGUCGCUGCUGGGUACCAAGAUCGUGCUCAAGCAAGACGAGUACUCGUCGGAUCUCUGAAUCACCAUGCAAAGACUCAGCAGAGCUCCGUCGAUGUAUCGAUUGCAAGCGACAACAAAGGCUUCAAGCUUCUCUCAAAAAUGGGAUGGACGGAGGGUCAAUCACUCGGAAAAGAUGGUGAUGGCAGAAUCGAACCUGUGCCAAUAGUGUCAAAUCACAAUAAAGCGGGGCUGGGCGCUUCGGACGCCGGUAUGGUUCCUAAUUUGGAUUCUGAUCCAAAUACGGAGAAGAAACAGGCCAUGUGGAAGAAGACUCAGCAACGAUAUCAAGAAAUUCCCGACUAAAAAACGAACGAUACCUUACGUAUAAAUCACAAAUUAUUUACACACAUUAAUCAUUGCUUAACGCAACAUAUACGGCCAUAAUCUAUUUCUUUUUUAUUCGGUAUUAUUUUUUUUUUGUUCAAUUCCGAUCGAUUAUAUUGCCGAUUAGAAAGCCCUUGGAAUCGUCGUUUUUAAUAUUUACGUUUUCAUCCCACGCUGAUUUAUUUUUUACGCCCCUACCUUUUUUUUUGUAUAUGAAAUACGGAGAGGAGAAAUCAAAAAAAAAAAAAGGUAAUCAAGGUUUAUAAUUUUUUUCGGAAUCUUACACCGUGUUGUUCGUAUUAUUACAACGUUAUAUCGUUAUCGCAUUUGUUUGUCAUUUUCAUCCUUUAAAAUACGUUCAAUCAUUUCCCUCGCAUCAUACGUUCGCAUCAUCGAUUCGUAAUGAUGUGUAAAAACUUCCGAGCACAUUACGUAAACACCACAUAAACUCGCACGGUAAGAAAUUACCGAUUAUACGUAUAAUCUUGUUAUAUAUAUAUAUAUACUAAAAAUACUCGAGUGUAAAAAAUCAAUUUUGAAAAGACAAAUUCAACCAAACUCUGCCGCAUAAUUGUAUAUGUAUAAUAUUAUUACAUCUGCUAUUUCUUGUUACAAAGUCACAAGCGAUUAAUACAUUCGAAUAAUUCGAAAGGUUAGUCCCUGAAGAGGAAAUACGGAUUUCAGGGGAAAUACUUUCGAACAAUGGAUUAUAAUAUACCUUAUAUACAUGCACACGCGUCAAGAUUUCGUUCCGAUAGGUACCGUGAUAUAUGAAUAAUGAUCCUUUGAGGAAACUUUGGCUUCGUCACGGUUGCGAUACGCCGGCAGGCUGUCCCUUAGAGAGAUAAAAAGGUUCUCGCCUCUCCGUCCUUUUACAUUGUUUUUAUUAAGUUGUUUAUAAAAGAUAUUCCCCGGCCAAGGCGAGCGUAAAAUAUAAAACAACACGAAAGGGGGUAUACGUUAUAGGCGUACAUCUGUAUGGUGCAUUGAUUCUAUAUGUGUACCGGAAACGAAAAUAAUUCAUUCGCAGUCAACCGUGAACUCGAUCACGAGCUAAGAAACACGAGGCGAGGGAUGGGAAAAAUCGGUCUCGUGCGAUUCCUCGCAGCCCGGCUACAACGUGCAUAAAUCGUACGAGUCUAAUACAAAUAAUAUAAAUGUACAGCGCACGUAUGUAUUUAUUAUAAUAUGAAACUGACGAAAUAUCGAAAUAACUUCAAGUGUAUUUAAAUCCGCAGCAUUGGAACGGCAUAUUCAUAUAUAUAUAUAUAUAUAUAUAUAUUAAUAGUAAUCAAGACGUUAGAUUUUUUUUUUUUGUACGUAAAUUAUCAGGUUUAUGAAAUUAAUGACGAUAUUUUUCGAGUUUCCUUAUUUAUCGAAAAAAAAAAAAUGAAAUAUCGAAAGUCACUUUUGUUUCUUCACCCUCAACGACAUCAGUUUAUUAAGUAUUUUUCUUUUUAACGUUGAACCGACGUACCACAUUGACUCAAACAGGCCGUGUAUAUGUUUGUGUAAAAAUAAAUAGAUGAAACAAAA